AUGUCUUUGGCUCGCUAUUUUUGGCCAAAUCCUGAAACCAAAGAUGGGACGCCAUAUAUUAGAAAAGAUGGUUAUUCUAAUCCUGAGAUUUUGACUGUACAAGAUUAUACUCUUUUAAGAAAAUUAAUGGCAGAAAUUCAGUAUUUAGGAUUGGGUUAUUUUUUUACAAAAAAUGAAACAUACGUUAAAAAAGCAAUAUAUAGAUUAAAUGAGUGGUUUGUGGACCCAAAGACAAUGAUGAAUCCAAAUUUGAAUUAUGGAAGCCUUAUUAAAGGUUCUAAACUCGGAAGGAGAACUGGUGUUUUGGAUUUUCAUCCCAUUUAUAG
Dentiscutata erythropus is the source of this 326-nucleotide messenger RNA. NCBI's taxonomy places the organism in Eukaryota, Fungi, Glomeromycota, Glomeromycetes, Diversisporales, Gigasporaceae. The record is from the annotation of a GenBank genome assembly.